This is a messenger RNA of Triplophysa dalaica, 1718 nucleotides long. RefSeq names its product GTP cyclohydrolase 2 (gene gch2). The transcript has 6 exons. Gene Ontology annotation, biological process: tetrahydrobiopterin biosynthetic process; tetrahydrofolate biosynthetic process. Gene Ontology annotation, molecular function: GTP binding; GTP cyclohydrolase I activity; zinc ion binding. Gene Ontology annotation, cellular component: cytoplasm. The record is from RefSeq and is a predicted model, not a curated record. Bases 286 to 1008 code for a protein of 240 amino acids. Lineage: Eukaryota; Metazoa; Chordata; Actinopteri; Cypriniformes; Nemacheilidae.
ACACAGCUUAAAAUGGGAGUGACUAAUAUACGAGAUAGCAGAGCUCACAGUCACACUAAACAUUUUGACGUGGUCACCGACGUCCUCAAUUGGACACACUCAUAGUGGACUGCACAUAUAAAUGCCACGCGGAGGCGGACAUACGGUGUACACUCAACUGCAUCCUAACGCAUCAAGGCUGCAAUAAAUACAGAACGUCGCUGAAAUAUCUACGAGAAAAGACUUCUGAUUGUAUUGAAGAUUCGCUUAUUUACUCUCUGUUAAAUUACUAUUAAAGUAGAUACAAUGGAAUACCAAAAAGCGACAGAAUUGAACAGUUUGUGCAAUGGCAAAAUUGUAACAGAGUAUCUCUGCCGUAAUGGCUUCAGCGAGCUGUCGGUCGAAUCGAAGAAAGUCGCCGUCCAGCAAAAAAACGAGACGUCCCGGGAAGAGGCGGAGGACGAGUCGCGGUUACCGGCUAUAGAGGCGGCAUACACCACCAUACUGCGAGGUCUUGGAGAAAACACUGACCGACAGGGUCUCCUCAAAACUCCGCUGCGAGCUGCCAAAGCCAUGCAGUUCCUGACCAAAGGGUAUCACGAAACCAUCUAUGAUAUCCUUAAUGAUGCCAUCUUUGAUGAGGACCAUGAGGAGAUGGUUAUCGUGAAAGAUAUUGACAUGUUUUCUCUUUGUGAACAUCACCUAGUACCAUUUUUUGGCAAGGUUCACAUAGGAUAUCUGCCAAGUAAAAAGGUUGUUGGCCUCAGUAAGCUUGCAAGAAUCGUUGAAAUCUACAGUCGCAGACUUCAAGUUCAAGAGCGCCUAACUAAGCAAAUUGCAAUGGCAAUCUCUGAAGCCCUGCAGCCUGUAGGCGUGGCCGUUGUCAUUGAGGCAGCUCACAUGUGCAUGGUCAUGCGUGGAGUGCAGAAGAUGAACAGCCGUACUGUGACCAGUGCCAUGCUGGGCAUGUUCAGGGAGGACCCAAAGACUCGAGAGGAGUUCCUGGCCCUGACCAAAAGUGCAUAUUAACCGUCAAUUUGCAGCUCCGAUCCAUUAAUGUGUUUAGAGGCAAAAAGGUCAAUGGUUGUUUUGAAAAUCCUCCAUGGUGCUAAGCGAAUCUCAAUGAGAGAGAACUGUAGAUCUUUCCACCAGCUGCUGUGACACGAGUGUGCAGCUGAAACUCAGGGCUCCUCACUAUUUGCAUAUAUUAUGCCUAAAAUCUAAAAUGUGAAUCUUAAAGGAUUAGUGACGCCACACUUCUCUUAUGGAAAAACAGUCCUUGAAGUAUUUGCACCUUCAGAACAUACCAGAAUGCCUAUUAAAUAGAUAAACAAAUUUUAACUUUUUGCUUUUUAGUAUGUAACAGGUACUCCUAUUAUUUUGUUUUGUGUUUCUCUUUGUUAUAAAUUAUGUUUUAGCUUUUUAAUAUAUUCAAACUAAGUUAGUGUUUUGUCUCAAAUAAUCCUGUAACAUGUUUACAAAUUUAACCAAUUAAUGUUUAAAAUAUAGAAAAAUUUCAGGUAUUACUUAAUAACUGCAAUAGUUAUAUUUAAGGGGUCAAAUGUUGAAUAAUUUGUUGUUAAAAAGUCAAAAUUAUACUAAGCCAAUGACGUGAUUACAAUCGUGUUUGCACCAUUUGUAUGUAUAUUGUAACUUUUUUGAAUUAUAACAAUAUUGGAUUGUGUUAAAAGAAACUCAUUGUGAACAUCAAAUACAUUAAAGUGCCAUUGUAAAACUUU